AACCAAGUGCGUGGUGGAUAAUAAGCAUUGUGACUUCACCCUGAGGAUUAUUGUGAUUUAAUUUUAUUUUAAACCAAACAUGAAACUCCUGAUAGUACUGUGUGCUUUAACAGCAUUUGUGUCUGCAAGGCCUGAUGAUCAUUACAGCGAACGUUAUGAUAACUUUGAUAUUGAGGAGCUCAUUAAAAACAAAAGGCUAUUAAUUUCACACGCUGAAUGCUUCGAGGGUGAGGGCAAGUGUACUCCUGAAGCUAGCGAAUUGAAAGAACUAGCGCCUGAAGCAGUGCAGACAUCAUGUGGUAAGUGCACUGAAAAACAAAAGGUCCUUGUUGCUAAGGUGAUGAAAGCGGUGAAGGAGACAUUGCCCGAACAUUGGGAAAAACUGCGUCACAAGUACGACGCUGAAGGAAAAUUUGAAAACGAUUUCAAAGCUUUCGUCGAAAAGUACGCAGCCUGAAUCGAGUAAAUUCGAAUUUGAUUCUAUGAUCUUUAUAUGAUUUAAUAAACGUAUUGAAAUUAAA
This is a messenger RNA of Zerene cesonia (dogface butterfly), 521 nucleotides long. RefSeq names its product allergen Tha p 1-like. Lineage: Eukaryota; Metazoa; Arthropoda; Insecta; Lepidoptera; Pieridae. The transcript is spliced from 3 exons. Bases 80 to 457 code for a protein of 125 amino acids. The record is from RefSeq and is a predicted model, not a curated record.